CACGCCCCGCCUCGCCGCACCCCUGCGAGGGAACGCCCCGCCAGAGGAACGCCCCGCCACUACAACAACGGCAGCCUCCUGCAGCAGUCCGGCCGGCCGGGGCCCCCUCGGCCCUGCACUACGCACUGCGACGGACCCCACCACCCCCACCCCGCCCCCCUUCCUUCUGUUAUUGAUUAUCUUUUUUCGGGGCGGUUCUAAAGGAUUAUUACAGCCGGAUAUUUCUUUUUGUUCUCCUUCCUCGCCCCUAGGCCCCAGUGGGCGCCCCACCCCCUCGCCCCGCGCGCCCGACGGCGGCGGCGGUUGCGGAGGUAACGGCGGAGGGCGAGGGGCGGGAGGAGGAGGAGAACGGCACGGCGAAGGAGGAAGCGGCGGAGGAGGCGGAGAGCGGAGUGCAGGAGCGAGAGAGACAGAGGGGAAGAGGGAGAGAGGAGGGAGAGCAUCGCUGCCUCCCCUCGGCGCUGCACGGCGCAGCGCGGCGCAGCCCGCGCUCUGACCCCCCCACCAGUCACCGCCGUGUUCCUCCUUUCCUACGGAAAACAAGAUCGGCUUGGUACGGUGCCGAGCCGAGCCGGGCCGGGCCUUUCCGAGGAGCCCCGCCCCGCCCCGCCGCGCCCCGCCGCGCCCGCCAGCCGAGCCGGCUUGCGGCUUGAGCCUGGUGGAGGCGCGGAGCGCGCGGAGCUCUGCCCUGCCGGCGCGGCGCGGACGCGGAUAGGAGCAGCAGCGUCGCGCGCACCGAGCGCAGCCCGGCGCGGCGCGGCGCGACGCAUCGCCCCGGCGGCGGCCGCCGCCACCGCCACCUCCUCCUCCACGACGACGAGCGCACCCGAACAGCCACUCGGCUCCCCCACCACCGCCGCCGCCACCGCCACCACCCGCCGCCCGCGCCGCCCGCCCGCUGCAACAGUUGCGUCACCGCCCCGAUGACGUCACGGGGGCCGCCACUGUGGAAGGGGUGAAGGCAAAAAUGGCGGAAUGCUCGCAAGCCCGGUGCAUGCAGGAGCGCAGGACAAUCAGAAAGGAGCUGCAGCGAUGGACAAAGGACAUGGUUUUCGUCGUAGGUUUGGAACGGGUCGCUGAGGAGUUGAUGGGAAGGCGGAAAUGGCGGCAACUGGGAACCAUCGGGACCUGGGACGACCUCGACACAGCCUGCCCUGCAGACGGCCCCGCGGACCCCAAAGGGUCGCCGCGGCCCAACGGGCCCCAAGACUUCGAGCCCCAACAAGAGUGCUGCUUCUGUGACGCCCCGCUGGUACCCAGCACACGCAUCGCCUCCGACAGCGAGGACGACAGCGGCAGCGUGGCGAGCGAGGGCGACGGCAGCGUAUGCCUCCCCGCCAACAUGACCACCCUGGAGGCCGUCACGUCCAUGGCGGCGUCCCUGGCGGCAGUGGCCGCCUUCAAGUCCUCGCAGGGCAGCAACUCGACGGCCACCUCCACCGCGAGCGCCAGCCCGCAGCCGCCGCAGGGCCUCUACCCGCUGGGCCACCACGGGCUCCUGCCGGCAUGGUACCUCUCCUCACCGCACGCUGCAGCGGUGGCGGCCGUGGCCGCGGCAGCGCAGCAGCAACACCAGCAGCAGGAGGCGAGGGGCGCGCCGCUCUGCACCUCCCUCGGCUCGGACACGCACAAGCUGAGCAGCUCGCCCGGCCCCAGCCGCAGCCCCGGUCCCAGCCCCGCGGGAGCGUCGACGCCCGGGUGCCCGCCGGCGGCGUCCUCGCCGGGCAUCCCCAGCGCGGCGAGCGGGGCCGCCGGCGUCAGCCCCUCCGACAUGCCCAUGCCUCUGGACCUGAGCGCCAAGGCCGCGGCGCUGGCUGCGCUCGCCAUGGAGCGGGAAGCGCUUAGGGAGUCCCUCAGGGUUCCCGACAGCAAAAACAUAUUCAAGGCGCGGCCGAGGCCCAACACAGCGCUUUCACAACGGCGCACCUACACGGAGGACGAGCUCCAGGCGGCGCUCCGCGACAUCCAGAGCGGCAAGCUGGGCACCAGGAGGGCGGCCGUCAUCUACGGCAUCCCCCGGUCAACGCUGCGCAACAAGGUCUACAAGCUGACCAUGGAGCGCAAGUGCGACCCCACCAGCCUCGUCAUGGUUGGCGCCGACCCCACCCGGCUGGCGCUCGGCGCGCUCGCGCUGCCGCCCGAGGACGACGACGGCGCCCUCUCCCCGGGCGACGACGACGACAAGACCCUCAAGUCGCCGCUCGACAGCGCCGCCGCCCUGGCGCCCGAGUCGCUCCGCCUGCUGCUGCAGCAGGGCAUGCGGAGGGUGGGCGGCAGCGCGGGCGAGGAGAGCGAGGAGGGCACCUCCCCGCCGCCCUCCGGCCUGCCCGGCUUCCCCAGCCCCGAGCAGUGGGGCAUGGUCGGGCUGGACUACCACGCGCUGGCGCCCUACAUCUCCAAGCUGCUCGGCGCACACCAGUCCCUCAUCGCCCGGGCGGGCGCCGGGCCCAGCCCCACCACGCCGGGCGGCAGCGGCAGCGAGAGCCCCGGCGCCGAGCCCCAAGACUUCCUCCCCAAGUUCGCGUCGCCGCUCCUCCCCGACUUCCUGUACCGCAUGAUGACCGAGGAGCGCGCCCAGGGCCAGUCCUUCCACAACGGCUCUGGGUCCAGCGAAGCCCGCGACGGCCGUGACGGCGACGACAAGCGCAGCACCGCGUCGCCGUCGCUCAAGUCGGAGGCGGACGACGACGGCCGACCGGGCUCCCCACCCAAUGUGAUUCUCAAGAUUCCGUCCUUCAAACCCACGUCCAAGAACGGCGGCGUGGACACCGUCACCCUGGCUGCUUUCGCGCGCUGCGGCAGCGAGUCUAGUCAGCACUCGGAGCACGGGACGUCACCCGCCGCGCCCGCGCCCGCCGUCAGCCCACCCACCACAGCCCAGAUCCUGGCCAACAAGGCGCUCGCCGCCAAGUUCCCCCACCUAAGGCUGGGCCCCACCUCGCCCGGAGGCAUCUUCGACCUGAAGCGAACGCACUACGGCAGCCAACACCACGCAAUGGCCGAGUCCGUCAUCAAGAGCAUGCAGCAGCAGCACCACCAAGCGAGCCGGCACUCGACGAGCACGACCUGCACCACCACCACGACCUCCCAGUCGGGUCAGCCCGCGGGCGGCAAGGGCACGCGGCCCAAGCGCGGCAAGUACCGUAACUACGAUCGGGACGCGCUCAACGAGGCCGUCAAGGCGGUGCAGCGAGGCGAGAUGAGCGUGCAUCGGGCGGGCUCCUUCUACGGCGUGCCGCACUCCACCCUCGAGUACAAAGUCAAGGAGCGUCACCUGAUGAGGCCGCGCAAGCGGGACCCCAAGCCGCAGCCGCCCGCCGACGACAAGAGCAAGACGGAGGCGGCCUCGGCCAACGCCAACGCGCUCAGGCUGUCGCCGGGCGAGAGACUGCCCGGCCUCUCCGGCAUGCCCGGCCUCAACCACGGCCUUGCUGGCCCCGGCACGAGCAAGACCAAGCCCUUCAUCCAGCCACCCUUGGCCGCACCGCUCGCCGCGCCCUUGGCUGCCCCCCAGAACGGGCUCAAGCCGAGGUUCGACUCGGCUGGCGCCAUCCCCUCGCUCACCGCGUAUCCCGGCAUCCCUCCCUUCCCCUUCUGGGGCGCGGGGUACACGCCGUUGCCCCUGGACUUCAGCGGCCAGGCACCCCCCUUCAACUCCAACACCAAGCAGUUCCUGGCGUCGCACAUGAUGCAGAGGCUACAAGACGUCCAGGACAGGAGCGCGCCCGGCCCCCCACCCCCUGGAGGACAGGGUGCCACCGUGGGACCUCCAGGACCGGGGCCGGGGCCAGGUCCAGCCUCCAGCCCGGACUUGCGAACGGCCGGGACGCCGUCCGGCACGCCCUCCGGUGCGGGGGCCCUUGGUCUAGAUUCGAGUCCUGGCAGGGCCGCGGCGCUGGCGCUCGGCCUAAAGAGAAGUCGGGACUCGGAGGAGACCAUGGACGACAGCUCCAACGACAACAACACCCUGCUGGACGGUAUCAUUCGAUACGGCCUGGAGAAGGGCCUCUCUAGGCCACCCAAGGAGGCCGUCGAGAAGAUGGCCAACAACGCUCUCCUGGACCAGCUCUGCCGAAGCCGCCUCGACGGGCGACUAGACAAUGACGGCAAGGGCCUGGACGCCUCUCGGUGGAGCCCUGUCCUCCGCCAACGCAACUCGAGCAGCUCGGAGGACGACGAGGAGAGGAGACCGCCCUUGUCGAUGCUCCACACCAACGUGGUGCACCUCUCACCCUCGUCCGACGGCUCCGUUGGCGAUCGGGACGAGAGAAGGUCCCGCUUCGAAGAGGAUGGCGACAAGAGCCGCGACAGCGACGAGCGGUUACCCAGACCUAACGCUGGGCCCAUCUUAUUCCAUACGAACCAUUCCCCGCCACGGCCCUCGCGGCCGGACUCUCGGCCUUCGGGCGUCAACGGAGUGGAGGCAUCGAGAAACGAGGAGGACUUGGUGAAAAGUGCCUGUGAUAGUAAACUUAGAGCAGCGAGUGGGGGCAUGCCUGAAGAGGACGGAGCCAAAGACUCGAACGAGGACCAAGUGCGUGAGGAUACCAAAACUCAAGACAUUUCCUAAGGAGACUGAUUGUUCGUAGAAAAUUUUAGGGAAACUAUGGAGAAUGCCUUUGUUGAACACUUCUUGAGUUGACUUUUUUUCUUUACUACUCAAAAAGUGGAAUCAGUGAAGUGGAUCAAGGUGCGCAUGUUAAAAGUCGCCUGACAGUACUGAUUAUUUUUUGUAAGUAUUUGUAUGAGUUUAGUCGUAUUUUUGUCCAUUGGAAGUUGUUCGCCUCUCUCUAAGAGGUAAAAAAUGUAAAAUCUUGUCACUGAAAUUUCCAAUUUAUUCACUUACGAAAAACGAACUAGUCUCUGUCACUUUCUACACGCUGCAUAUCAAUGUUCUACAAAAUCACUUAUUUUGAUCGUCUUUAUUCAACAAAUGUGAUUUAUUUCAAAGUUAUUAUGACUCAAAUUAUUAAUGAAUUCAGAAAUUUUCUAUUAAACGACCAUGACUUUUUCUUAGGAAUGAAAAAUUCAGAAAAAUAUCUAUUUAUAUUGAUUUUGGCUUAACGAAUCGUUCAUAUUUAUG
This is a messenger RNA of Frankliniella occidentalis (western flower thrips), 5083 nucleotides long. RefSeq names its product mushroom body large-type Kenyon cell-specific protein 1 (gene Eip93F). The record is from RefSeq and is a predicted model, not a curated record. Bases 968 to 4570 code for a protein of 1200 amino acids. Gene Ontology annotation, cellular component: nucleus. The transcript has 5 exons. Gene Ontology annotation, molecular function: DNA binding. Gene Ontology annotation, biological process: regulation of transcription by RNA polymerase II. NCBI's taxonomy places the organism in Eukaryota, Metazoa, Arthropoda, Insecta, Thysanoptera, Thripidae.